This is a messenger RNA of Sphaerodactylus townsendi, 2379 nucleotides long. Its product is annotated as MARVEL domain-containing protein 2-like. The transcript has 6 exons. Gene Ontology annotation, cellular component: bicellular tight junction; cytoplasmic vesicle; apical plasma membrane. Bases 255 to 1970 code for a protein of 571 amino acids. Gene Ontology annotation, biological process: bicellular tight junction assembly. The record is from RefSeq and is a predicted model, not a curated record. Lineage: Eukaryota; Metazoa; Chordata; Lepidosauria; Squamata; Sphaerodactylidae.
UGGCAGCUGUGUAGCGGUUGAGCCCUUCCAAGCUUCCCCCUAAUGCGUGCCAGCAGCCCCAACCUACGAGAAGAAGGAAAUUGUAGACUUCCUUUGGGGCUUUGAAUCAGCAGGCCAAGCCAUUGGGAGUUUCAUCCCCGUCUUUACAGUGUCUGCUGGGGAUCGCAAGGCUGUUGAAGAUACACCCCCUUCAUCCUCCUCGCAUAAUGAUAGGCAGAUAAUGUCAGUCUUUGGUCUUGCAGCCAUUUGGGGGAAUGGCCUCUGAAGAGCCAACUGCCUCAGACAGAGAGAAGAGACGACCUGUGGUGGAUGUCAGUGGAGAUCUGACCAGUUCCAUCUACUGGCCAACACGAUCCUGGACAAAAAGUUCUGGAAAUUCAUGGGAUUCUACCUCUUCAGAGGGUCUCCAUGUCUCUCCUGAUGGACCUUCUACACGUCCUCAAUCAGCUUUUGCUGAUUUACCUCAGGACCCAGAAACCUCCUCUCUGAAACCAGUCCGACGAUUCAUUCCACCAUCUUGGAAGAACUUUUUUCACAAGUGGUGGAGGAAACCUUGGUUGGAGCCAACUUAUGUAAACUACUAUACAGAAGGUGAGAAGAGUUCCCUGCCAUUAUCUCCGCUUUUCAACCAUCCCCAGAAGAUCAUCUCUGAUAGAGAAGAGCUCCCCAAUGAUGAAGAUGACAGUGAUUUCAAAAAGCCACCUUCAGCCUCUAUCGGUUUUUCAAGGUAUGAGAAGACGUUGCUGACCCCAAGUCAGGGUGAACUGUCAACAGGCCCACCAAGCUAUAAGGAGAAGCUGGAGGCCUAUGACUAUAAAUAUUCUUACAUGAAAUCUUGGCCAGGUCUGCUUCGGUUGUUGGGAGGUCUAGAACUCAUCUUGGGGGGGAUGGUUUUUGCUUGUACGGCUGCCUAUAUCCAGAAGGACUAUCAAUGGUCUCAACUAUAUGGCGGUAAUCUUCUCUCCAAUGGUAUCAUCGGGGGAGGAUAUGGAUACAACUACUUUGGUCCGAUGACUCCCUUUGUGUUGGUGGUGGCUAGUCUGACCUGGCUGGUGACAGUGAUCCUGCUAGGCCUGGGAGUGACCAUGUACUACAGGACAAUCCUCCUCAACUCACACUGGUGGCCUUUGACAGAGUUUGGCCUGAACCUCCUCAUGUUUCUGCUCUACAUGGCAGCUGCCAUUGCUUAUGUCAAUGACGUCAACCGUGGAGGACUGUGCUACUCCAUCUUCGCCAACAACCCACUCAUUGUGGCUUUGUGCCGGGUUGAAGGGGGUCAAAUGGCGGCCAUUGCUUUCCUCUUUAUCACCAUGUUACUUUAUCUGACUGGAUCCCUCGUCUGUCUUAAGAUGUGGAGGCAUGAGGCUGCCCGGAAGAAGGUGGCUCUGUUAAGACUCCGGGAGGCAUCUCAUGAGGAUAGAACAAGGGCAUACACAUCCAAGCAAAAGCCAGCCCCGCUGCAAGCUGUGCCCAAGCAGGCUGUGUCCGGGAAUGAAGUUCAGCCGUCCAGAAAGGUCACCAGGCGAGUUGAGUUUUCAGAGAAGGGCGAGGAGGAUCCCACAAUGCUCAACUACAGCAUCCCGACAGGCCAUCACCCCAAACCACAUGUCAUCCCAGAUUAUGUUAUGAAGUAUCCACCAAUCAGAUGCACAACUGAUCAGGAGAAAUACAAAGCCGUCUUCAAGGACCAAUACGCUGAGUACAGGGAGCUGUACCAGGAAGUCAGAGUCACCCGGCAGAAGCUGAAGGAGUUGGGGGAAAUGCUGGAGAAGUUGCCCCACACCUAUGAGAAUAAGAAGGACCAGAGCAGGGUUUCCACCGUGCGGAAAGAAUACGAGGACAAGAAGAAGGAUCCUGCCUUCCUGGAGAAGCAGGAACGCUGCGAUUAUCUGAAAAGGAAGCUCACGCACAUCAAGGCCCAGAUCCAAGCAUUCGACAGCGAGGCUGAAGAAGGCUCUGUGCACUUCUGAGAGAGCUCUGGACGUGACCCUCCUGGCCUUGUGCAAUAGACUUGACUUUCUGCAGUGCAAACUGAUCAUUGGCUCAGGUUUGGGGAGGGGGUUGUUGAUGAAGGAGGGACAGGCAAGAGAGACAUGAACCCCCAUAUGGAAAUCUCUGAUCAGGAGGAAGGAGACAACAGCCAUUUAUGCACUUGUGGCCUCCUUUGCAUUGAACAUUCAUGCCCUUUGGGUUGGAUUCUCGGAUAUGCACAGAUUCCCUUCCUCCUGAACUCACCAUGCCUCAGAUCAGAGAAUCCCCACAAUUUCUGAAAGUUCUGAAAGUGCAACUUUGCCUCUACCUUCACAGGGACACCAAAGGGAAUCAACAUGUGUUUCAUUUUGCUCAGGUUUUCUCACUCCUCCUGGCUUUCAGUACCCA